CGUACCGAGAGCUUACCGGAUUGGGGGGUGGUUCGAGAUUCCGGGUCGUGAUGUAAGAGGAAGGGAGCGGCGGGAUCCCCAGGAACGAAACAUAGUGCAGGGGUCCGACAGGGAAACAAACAAGGAAUCUAUUCGCCGCCCGCCGCGGGGAGGGUUCUGGAAAAUCGGGACGGGCGGGAAGGUUCGCAGAGUGACGAUGACCGGGAACGCGUGUGGGUGUCGGCGAGAUAUAAAGGGUGAUCCCCCUUCGCCGUUCCCAGGUGUUCGGUCCAUGUCUGGGCAGCAGCACACGGAACCAAACAAGCACACCUUAGCGUCUCCAACUCCAACGUCAUCAUCAUGAAGGCCGGUCUCCUCCUCUUGGCGCCGCUCGCCGCCUCGGCAGCGCCCGCCCUCGACACCCGCCAGGCGGCCGAGAGCAUCGACGCUCUGAUCAAGGCCAAGGGCAAGCUCUAUUACGGCACCUGCGCCGACCAGGGCCGUCUCGGCCAGGGCGAGAACGCCGCCAUCAUCGAGGCCAACUUCGGUCAGGUGACGCCCGAGAACAGCAUGAAGUGGCAGUCCCUCAACCCUAGCCAGGGCACCUACAACUGGGGCCAGGCCGACUACCUCGUCGACUGGGCCACCGAGCGCAACAUCACCAUCCGUGGCCACACCUUUGUCUGGCACUCGCAGCUCGCCGGCUGGGUCAACAACAUCCGCGACAAGGCCACCCUGACCACGGUGAUUCAGGAGCACAUCACCACCGUCAUGGACCGGUACAAGGGCAAGAUCUACGGCUACGACGUCAUCAACGAGAUGUUCAACGAGGACGGCUCGCUCCGCAGCAGCGUCUUCUCCAACGUGCUUGGCGAGGACUUUGUCGACAUCGCCUUCAAGGCGGCGCGUGCGGCCGACCCGGACGCCAAGCUGUACAUCAACGACUACAACCUGGACAGCCCGACCGCGGCCAAGGUGACGACCGGCAUGGUCGACCACGUCAAGAAGUGGAUGGCCGCCGGCACCCCCAUCGACGGCAUCGGCACCCAGGGCCACCUGCAGUCCGGCAUGGGCAACGGCCUGGCCGGCGCCAUCAAGACGCUCGCCGCCGCCGGCGUCGCUGAGGUCGCCGUCACCGAGCUCGACAUCCAGAACCAGAACGACAACGACUACACCGCCGUCACCCAGGGCUGCCUGGACGAGCCCAAGUGCGUCGGUAUCACCGUCUGGGGUGUCCGUGACCCUGACUCGUGGCGUCCCCAGGGCAACCCCCUGCUCUUCGACAGCAGCUACCAACCCAAGUCCAACUACAACGCCAUCGUCGCCCUUCUCUCGCAGUAAAUCUGAGAUUGUUGGUGAGGCGAACCCGCCGGGCUGCUUCGUUGGAGGAAUACGUAGUGAAAAUAUUGCAGGGGAUUAGCGCCGAAUAAGACUUGCAAUAUCAAAACAUUUCAUUCCACCGUGUGCGGAAUCUCUUGUCAACCGUCCAGGCUUUUCGGUUAUGGCUUGAAGGACG
Molecule: messenger RNA, 1495 nt
Organism: Chaetomium fimeti
Lineage: Eukaryota; Fungi; Ascomycota; Sordariomycetes; Sordariales; Chaetomiaceae
Product: glycoside hydrolase superfamily
Exons: 3
Coding region: 340-1320 (326 amino acids)
Biological process (GO): carbohydrate metabolic process
Molecular function (GO): hydrolase activity, hydrolyzing O-glycosyl compounds
Source: RefSeq, a predicted model, not a curated record